Messenger RNA from Stereum hirsutum FP-91666 SS1, 1270 nucleotides. RefSeq names its product NAD-P-binding protein. Lineage: Eukaryota; Fungi; Basidiomycota; Agaricomycetes; Russulales; Stereaceae. The transcript is spliced from 10 exons. Bases 159 to 1187 code for a protein of 342 amino acids. The record is from RefSeq and is a predicted model, not a curated record.
GUGCCUCACAGAGAUCGCAUUGCUUCCACUCAUCCGGCCCUACCUCGGCCCCUGUGCCGGCACUCCUUCCAGUCUACACUCCAUUCUCACACCAUACAUAAACAGAGACGAGGGAGUCAGGCGUUCGAGGAGCCCUCGUAUACUACUCUUAGGACGAUAUGACGACACUGACAGACGACCUGCUUUUGGUCCAUGCUGAUAGAGUGCAGGAUAAAGUUGUGAUCGUCACGGGGGGCGCGAGUGGUAUAGGCAAGGAAUCGUGCAUUCUGUUCGCACAGUAUGGUGCGAAAAUCGUCAUCGGAGAUGUGGACGAGAAGGCGGGCAUGGGUGUCGUGGAGAACAUUACCAGCGCCGGAGGUGAUGCGGUCUUUAUACGCUGUGAUGUCACCAGCUGGGACGAUCAGGUGUCCAUGUUUGAGCUCGCCCUGUCGCGGUAUGGAUCGGUGGACGUCGUCGUCGUCAACGCCGGUAUACUCGACAAGCUCACGGACUCGUGGACUGGCGAACUGAAGGGCUCUGAUGGACGCCUUCAGCCACCAUCCCUGAAGGUAAUCGACGUCAAUGUCUACGGAGCGCUGUAUACCAUACGGCUCGCGUUAUAUUAUUUCGUGAAGAAGUCUACCCCGCAGGAUCUGAAGUCUCUAGUCGUAAUGGGAUCCUUAGCCUCCUGGAUUUCCCUGCCAUUCGGUCCUCCUCUUUACGGAGCAUCUAAGCAUGCCAUGUUGGGCACGAUGCGUAACCUCUCAGCCUCGCUCCCUGGACAACCCGAAACGAAGCACAUCCGGGUAUCCUGCAUACAUCCCUGGUACGCAGAUACCAACAUCCUCGACACGCCUACCAAGCUCUUCGUCGCCGGAGUCCCACUCGCCCCUGUCCUCCGCAUCGCAUACGCAAUCUUCAACGCCGCCACGGACCCCGAUAUGUCCACGAGCGGUUCUGCGUAUUUGUUGUUAGAUGACGGACCAGUGUUGAGGUUGGAGAAGGAGGUUAUGAAGAGCGGAGUGUAUGAGGUUAUGAAUAAGCGGGUUUCUUGGAUCCAGAGUGCGACGGGGAACGAGUAUAUAUGGGCGGUUCUCAAGGACGUGAAAGGUCUGUUUAGUUGGAAGAUGUUGCUUGCUUUGCUGUUCUUGCCUGUCUUGAUUUUGAUGGCGUUCGUGAGGGUGGUUCUGAAGGUGGCGACGUCGUGAGCGGGUGACUCGAAGUAUGUAGGACCGGGGGCAUCAUGUAUGAACCUGCCAUCUGAUUUCGUACUGAUAUGCGUGUCCUGUCU